This is a messenger RNA of Phytophthora megakarya, 435 nucleotides long. The record is from the annotation of a GenBank genome assembly. NCBI's taxonomy places the organism in Eukaryota, Oomycota, Peronosporomycetes, Peronosporales, Peronosporaceae.
AUGAAGAAGGUCCUAAAAGGAGACGUGCUGAGCACACCCACUCCUGAGAGGCCCCGCAACAAACAGUCGGAACUCAGACUGGUGGUCCCAGAGACUUUACGUGCCGACAUGUUACACUACUCGCACGAAGGCUUUCAAGGUGGUCACCAAGGAAUCAACAGGACGUUUGAGCGAUUACGUUCAGAGUUCUACUGGUUCGGGAUAAAUUUGUGGGAGAGUGUGUGGAUUGUGCGGCAGCCAAGGGGACCACCAGUCCUUGGCCCGUCACCUGGCAAUAUCGAACAAAGGUACCCGUUUGAGGGGGUCUGUAUGGAUUUCGCCACUGACUACCUGAGACCGAUCGUGGAAAUACCUACUUGUUGCUGUUCCAAGAUCAAUUCUCAGGAUACGUCAUGUGCAAACCCAUGCGGAAUACCGAAGCCCAAGAUGUUGUAG